UGAGCGCGAUUCUAUUGGUGGAGCCGAGCGGGGCGCUGCGGGCCAAUCAGGCAUCAGUUUGCUCCAACGCUCCUAAUAACAUUUGAGGCAGAAAGGAGAGAGGCAGCGCUCGAAGAUGGAGAGCUCCUCAGUGUAUAUGUGUUUUCCCUGUUACCGGGAGUUCCCCACGCUGGAGGAAGUCCUGACCCAUCAGCUGACCUGCACUGCCGAGAGUACCGAGCCCCUGCCUGCUGGGACCCCCGUGGAGGCGGCUGUCGCUGCUGGUCUACAAGAGUCAGUGGCUGUUUCUGAAGUGGUGGAAGGCGUCGUAGAGGAGCAUGAAGCGGUUCUGUCCGGUGCUGAUGUUCCGCGGGUUCUUUAUCAGUGUGCUGACUGCGAACUGCUCUUUGAUGCGCUCUCGCUGUGGCAGCAGCACCGCAAGAUGGGCUGCUGUCAGGAGACGGGACCCGGGCCUGGAGAAGAGCAGGCAGAGGCUACAGAGUCAAUGCUAGAACCUCCUGAGCAGUCAGAAAGUGAGAACACGGAUCACAGAGAGCAAGAGCAAGCAGAGGGAGGAGAUGAGCAUCAAGAGCCCAUGGAGACUUCAGUUCAAGGGAACGAAGAGUUAAUGGAGAGAAACCCAGAAGAAGCUGUGGAGGCUGAUGCUUCCCAGCAUCAUGUUGCUCAAAGCAGCAUUGAGCACCCUGAACCUGAGAUCUCCAAGGCUCCAGCUGCCGAAUCGGUGGAGGAACAGAGCCCUCCUGUAAGACGGAGAAGCCAAAAAAAGGCCAAGCCUCCCUCCAGCCUGCUCUGCGUGGAGUGCGGCCAGUGUUUCAGCUUGGUCUCUGAGCUGGUUGCCCACCGCAAGACGGCACAUGGGCUGAAGGAUGCCAUCCACCGCUGCACAGUGUGUGGAGAAGGCUUCAUCAACACCACGCUGUUCCUCUACCACCGCAAACAGCACCGUACCCAAGUGGAGGAGGAGCAGAGGGAGCCUCCUCCACCUGUGCCACAGCUCAACACGGCCCUGCUGGAGGCGCCCGGAGAGGGCCUGCUACUGCUGGCCACCGCAGGUGAAGGCCAGAGCCUGCUGGAGAUCACAAGCCUGGAGCAGACCGUUCCUGAGGGAGUUCCUGUUGCUCAUGUGGAGGUGGAGCUGGACCCUGAGAGAGCGAGAGGAGAUGAGGGCCAACAAAGUGCCGAGGAACCUGGAGAAACUGUGGAAGAAUGCAGCGGAGAAAUGGAAAUUGAUGGGAUUGUGAACAUGGAGAUGGAAAAGGUGUCAGAAGAAGAGGAAGAUGGCAAAAAUGUAGAGGAAGUAGUUGAAGAGAACCAGGUGAACCUGGAGGCUAAUGAUGAACAUGAAGCACACAUUGAUGUGGCACCCCCUUCUACAAGUUCUGAAGGCCAGAAUUUUCUUUGUAGUCAAUGUGGGUCGUCAUUCAAGGGCAAGUACGAGUUUGUGCAGCACCGCAGUACUGAACAUGGCCUGAUGGAGGCCGUCCACACUUGCACCGAAUGUGGCGAAGAGUUUAUGAGCACCACUCAGUUCCUGUACCAUCGUAGGGAACACCGCAGGACCUUUCCGGAAGGACUACCCUCAUCUCCUGGGGCCAGACACGGACUCGGUCAAAUCUUUACAUCUCCAGCCAAACAAAGGGACAUCAUACUGCUUAGACGGUCAGAUUCCGGGCACACCCAAAGCUCGACCGAAGCCUCCGGAGCGUUGCCAGAAACAAACAUCGAGGCGCCGGCCAAGCUGAGCCGUGAUUGGUCCCGCACUCCGCUGCCCCACGAGUGCCCGCACUGCGGACGCGGCUUCACACGCCGCAGCCUCCUCCGCGAGCACGUCUUCCACCACACCGGCGAGAAGCUCUUCAACUGCCACAUCUGCAAGAAGAGCUUCCCUUCGCCGGCCAGCCUGCUGCGGCACAGCAUGACCCACGGAGCCUCCCGUGCCUUCUCCUGCCCCAUCUGCGCCAAGGGCUUCUUCCAGCCCACCUCGCUCAAGCGCCACAUGCUCACCCACGAGGAGGCUGAUGGCGACAAGAGGAUCAGGGUGCGGGGGAGGGGGAAACGCUCCCUUGGCGACGGCCGUCUGCACGCCUGCCCCGACUGCCCGGCCAGCUUCAAGUUGGACUCACAGCUGCAGACCCACAGACUGCUGCACACCAGCCACCCAUUCCCAUGUAACGUGUGCGGGGAGGCAUUUAAGCGGCGGAAGGAGCUCGACCUGCACUCUCUCGUACACCAAGACAAGGAGCCGAAGUUGUGUCCUCAGUGCGGUUCUCAGUUUCUGAACCAGGCGGUGUUGGACCUGCAUCUGCAGCGCUGCACGGGGGAGCCGCAGCAGCGCCGCCGCUAUAAAGGUCUCGGCCGUGGCCGGGUGGGCGGACAGCUCGAAUGUGACAUGUGCGGACACCGCUGCGUCACGCAGGACGGCCUGGACCUGCACCGGCUCUCGCACACCGGCCAGACGCCCCUGCGCUGCCCCCUCGUACCCUGCAGGCGACGCUUCGCCUCCAGCUCCGCCCUGGCCGAGCACGUUCUGGCGCACUGCCGCGGCGCAAUGGGGAAACGGAGCGCCCCCCGCCGCUUCGCCUGCGAGUUCUGCGGCAAGGAGUUCGCCUACGCAUCCACGUUCGCCGUGCACAUGCGCACACACACUGACGAGAGGCCCUUUGAGUGCACUCAGUGUGGUAAGCGUUUCCGGCAGCUGCCCCACCUGCAGGACCACGAGCGGAUCCACAGCGGCGAGCGGCCCUUCACCUGCUGGGUUUGCGGCAAAAGCUUCAGCGUGGCGGCCCGCCUGACGGAACACGCCCGCGUGCACAGCGGUGAGCGGCCCUACGCCUGCCCCCGCUGCCCCACCGCCUUCCGCUCGCGCCCCAACCUCGACAAGCACCUGCGGCUCCAUGCCUGCGACCCCUCCGACCCCAACCAGGCCGCCGCCCAAGCCGCGCUGGACCAGGACCAGGCCGUGCAGACCAUCCUGCUGGUGCAGGAGGGUCCGUCUUCACCCUCUCCGGCGUCAGCCUCCGUCCAGGAGGGCGCGCUGGUGGCCGAAACGGAGAACGGAUCGUCCGUGGUCUUCCUGCAUCCCAACAUCACUGUGCCCACCAUUCCCUCGGUCACGGUGCCCACCAUCUCAGUGGUGGCGGGCCAGGAGGUGCCGCACACCAUAGAGUUCAUUAUCGAGGAGACUGUGUAGAGAGAGAGAGAGAGAGAGAGAGAGAAGCGGAGCAAAUGGAAGAUGGAGACAGAGAGCGAUGGAGCAAUUUGCAAAGGAGCCUCGGCCGCAGACGGCCUCGGAGAUAGCUUAAGGUUAGCAGGCCGAGGAGAAGAAGGAGGAGGAGAGAAAGAGAGGAACUUAAAGCCUUACAGGGACACAUGUGGGUGUGUAUGUGUGUCCGGGAGUGUAAAACUGAUGGGUGAUUUGUAAUUUGAAAAGCUCCGCAGACCCAGUUACAUGUAUUUUUAGUUUUUUUUCCUUUUCUACUUCACCGGCAACAGCAGAACAAGGACACAUCACCUACACUGAAAUAAGACGACAGUAUGGCAUUUAGGAGCAGUAUAUAUAUUUCAGCCUUUGUUUCCAGCACCUUCGACUGUGACUGGCUCAUAAAGUGUUUUUAAUAAAAAAGUUUGUUCCAGGUUUGUUCGUUUGCUGUCUGAUCUGA
Messenger RNA from Colossoma macropomum (tambaqui), 3659 nucleotides. It is a transcript of the gene znf574, whose product is annotated as zinc finger protein 574. The record is from RefSeq and is a predicted model, not a curated record. The coding region runs from base 116 to 3190 and encodes 1024 amino acids. The transcript has 8 exons. Lineage: Eukaryota; Metazoa; Chordata; Actinopteri; Characiformes; Serrasalmidae.